UUUAUACUGUAAUGGUUAUGUUUGUCCCUCUGUUUUCAUGUGUUUGUUGUACUACACUACUAGUGGUUGUUGAAAACAUUCAUUUUUCAUGUGGUUUUGGUUUCUUUUUCUUUUCUUUUUUCUUUUUUGGUUGAAUGGGUGUUGCUUUCUUUAGAAUUAAGCUUCAGUCCUUGAGUAUGUUUUUAGUUGGUUUUUAAGUGUAAGUUGGCGUUUGAGGUUUGCAAAGUUCAAUAAAGUCACGAGUAUGAGCGGUAGGAGAAGCCAUUAAUGCUUGCAUUGGUUAGAUUGUCUACGUCACACGCGUGCGGAUCUUCCCGACCUUGCGUGAACGCGGGACUUUGUGCACCAUACUGUUUUUUUUCUUCUGUUGUUUUCUGUUUUCUGUUAUGUUUAGAUAGUAAAACGAGACUUGUUAGAUCUAUUCAGUAUAAGUAACUUAUUUUGAGAAAAAUUAUCACCUGAGAACUGAAAUUUCUUUAUUUUUUUGUUUUUCUUUUACUUCAGCAAAAAAGUUAAAGUACAAGUACAUAAAGUAAUCAACUUCUUAUCAGCUUCUAAAGUGGAGGUUUAGAUAGCUUAAAAUAAGGUCUUAUUUUGCCUAAAUAUUAGCAGAGCUUAAACUUGUUACGUUAUGUAGUGGGUUAUUUUUAUGAGAUCUCCGUAUUUUUAUCAACACAGCUGUGAAUUUGCUUUCCUUGAGUCGAGCGUCUAUCGGAAAUAACCUCUUUAUCUUCACAAGAUAGGGGUAAGGUCUGCGUACACACGUAUGAGAUUACACUGUUGUUUGUUAUUUUUAUGAGAUCUAUGUGGAUAUUAUAAACUUAAAAAAAGAAUCAACAAAAGAUUUCCCAUUAUGUGUUAAUUAGUGUUCCAUAAAGUCAUUAGUGAUUACUAUGUUAAAUGGGACUUUUCAAAUAUUUUUGAAAUGUGGUUCUAAUAUCAUUUUCUUAGGCAUAUAUGAUUUUGUCCAAAAGUGUUAUUGCUAUACAGUAUAAGCACAGGAGUAGAAAUGAAGUAAAAGGAAAAAAAAGAAUUGAAUUUAGAUAUGGCUUACAUAAUGACAUUUGUUUUCUUAUGUUGAAACUUCCUUUCCAUUUUUUCUCUUUUUAGUAUUUUGGCUUCUUGCUCUUGUAUUGUAGGUUUGGUUGGUGGUAGUGGAGGUAGUUUGUAUCUGGAGUUCCUUCGAAGGGAUGGUGUUGCUGAGAGGAAAUUAAUAUGCAGACACCAAAAUCAAGGAAUAUUUCUGUGGAGGUGCCACAAAGGAAAUCUCCAGCACCAAAAACAGCUCGAAAGCUUAAAACUUCAGGGUCAGAUGCUGAUUCAUUGUCAGCUCCAAAUCCAGCUACCAGUACACCUAAUGAGAGGGGUGUCAAAGUUGUUGGCCGCCGUUCUCCACGAAGUCCAGUGGUGGAGAAGAAGCAUCCAACCAAAGUUACUGACUUGGAAACCGAGCUUGCUCAACUCCAAGAUGAGCUGAAGAAGGUAAAGGAUCAGCUCACUUCAUCCGAGUCAUUAAAGAGGAGGGCUCAAAUAGAGGCGGAAGAAGCUAAGAAGCAGCUUGCAGCCAUGUCAGAAAAGCUCGAGGAGUCCGAGAAACAACUAGUUGAGCUCUCAGAUUCUGAGGAUGCUCGAAUCCUGGAACUACGCAAGAUUUCACAAGAUCGAGAUCGAGCAUGGCAAUCUGAACUCGAGGCUGUCCAGAAGCAGCAUGAAUAUGACUCCGCUGCUCUUGCUUCCGCCAUGAAUGAAAUCCAGAAGCUUAAAAGUCAAUUGGACAGAGUGGCUGAUUCUGAAGCCAAUCAAGCUCGCCACGCUGAAUCAGCUUAUGCUGAGAUUCAAAGCUUAAGGGGAGAACUUAUGGAGACCCUUACAUUGGUCGAGAAAUUGAGAAACCAGCUAAAUGAUAGCAAAGAAUCUGAGGCUUGUGCACUUGAAGAAAUGAGUAAAGCUCAGAUGCAGCUGGAAGUAGCAAAGAUGACCGAGGAUUCUCUACGUUCGGAAGGUCUAAAAGCAAUGGAGGCUUGCAAAUCCUUAUCAUUGGAAUUAGAACAGUCAAAGAAUCAAGUAGCUACAUUGGAGGAACUUGUCAGUGAGCUCCAAACCGCUCAAGUUACUGCAGACGGAGUUAAUGAGGAAGCCGAGGAACUCAAAACUGAGCUCAGUAAUCUAAAACUUGAGGUAAGCCAACUGAAAACUGCAUUGGAGGUUUCGGAAAGAAGAUAUCAGGAAGAAUAUAUCCAAAGCACUUUGCAGAUUAGAAGUGCUUAUGAGUUAGUUGAACAAUCAAAGUCUGAAUCAGUUCAGAGAGAGGCUGAAUGGGAGGCGAAGUUAAAGGUUGCAAAAGCGGAGUUGGAAGAGUUAAAGGAGAAACUGAUGAACAAAGAAGCUAAGUUACAAAAUAUUUCGGACGAAAAUAAGGAGCUAAAUAUGCAAGUUGAGAAAAUACAGUCUGCUGAUAGAGAAUCUGAAUUAGUAGCUGUACUGAAGGAAUCAGAGUCAACUUUGGGAGAUUUGCGGGCGAGUUUAUUGGACAAAGAGACAGAGUUGCAGAAUAUUAAGGAGGAAAAUGAGAUGCUGAAGUCAGAAAUCAAGAAGAGGGAAACCGAGGGUAGCAAAGUAAAUGAUGAAACUCUUGCUGUGGCAGAAGCCGCGAGAGGUGUAGAAAGAGAGGCUCUGAUGAAGUUAGGACAUUUGACAGAUGAAGCAGAUGAAAGUAGCCGAAAGGCAGCACGUGUUGCCGAGCAGUUGGAUGCAGCACAGAAUGCUAACUCCGAGAUGGAAGCCGAGUUGAGGAGGUUAAAAGUGCAAGCUGAUCAGUGGAGGAAAGCUGCUGAGGCAGCUGCAGCUAUGCUUUCAACCGGCAACAACGGCAAAUAUGUAGAGAGAACAGGUUCUUUAGAUUACCAUACUAUUGGUGGGAAGCUGGAUUCUCCAUUAUCUGAAGAUACAGAUGAUGAAUCGCCAAAGAAGAAGAAUGGCAACAUGUUGAAAAAGAUUGGUGUUUUAUUGAAAAAAGGCCAGAAGUAGAAGCUUAUCUUGCAGGUUGCUAUUAAAUAAUCACUGUUUGAUUUCUCUAUUACUCAUAGUGUAGUUUAUGUUUCCAGUUUUUGUUAAUAAAUCUACUAUAUAUCAAUCGCUUAGCGGAUUUUUGUAUAGCUAUUUGGAAAUUAAUAACACUCUAUGAUCUCAUCUGCAAAUACUGUAACUGUGUGUUUCCGAAGGAGGUUGUAAGUGCUGUACUUUCUUUUGGUUACAAUUUCCUGUUUA
Nicotiana tabacum (common tobacco) is the source of this 3267-nucleotide messenger RNA. Lineage: Eukaryota; Viridiplantae; Streptophyta; Magnoliopsida; Solanales; Solanaceae. The record is from RefSeq and is a predicted model, not a curated record.